CAUGAGUUGUAGAUUUCCAUGUUAUUUGGUCGAGUCCCGCUGCCUUGAAGCACAGGACAGCCGCUUUGUCGGCACGUCAGUCAUGCCUCAGGCCAUGUCGCUAACCUGGACGCAGGACGAGCAUGUCGCAACCAAACAACUAUCCCCCAACGUUUAACUUCGAGUCCUUUUACCCCCCUCAGUCUUCUCAACUUGGUAAUGGCGCAUCGUUUCCACAAUGGGUCGGUCAAAGGCCGAGACCAACAGGCGUUGCUAGCGCAAAACCUUCACAAACCUAUCGACCCGUACGAACUGCCCCUAUCUCAAGGCCGGCCAGCCUUAUGAACUUUAAUCCAUCACACAUGCACCAGCAAGACAGUCGGAUUGAUCCAAACCUUUCCUUACUUCAAGUGCCUGAACUAUCCCGUCCACGUUCUGCUCUAGACAGUCUCAGUAAUGCAAAUCCAAUUACCCGAUUCUACGAAGGAGAUGACGCACCGUGGAGUUCAGAACGCAUGAGAAAUACUGGCUCUUCCGGAGGCCGAUUAUCUCAUUCCCAGCCCAAUAUGGCAUUCGGAUCCUACCGCGAAGACCUAAGAUCUGAAAAUGAAAGUCUAGCGCCCAGAUCAGAUUCUGGUUACUACACUCAUCAAACUCAUUCCAUCAUAAGCCAUGACCAAGAGCGCUGUGACCAGGAACUUCCGUCCGAGAUGUUCCAAGUUGGUAACAUAACUGUCGGCUCUGCAUCCAGCGAGACGACAGAGAUGUAUCCCGCUCCCAAUACUGACCAAAUAUCGCAAUAUAGCGGGCGCAGCACAGGUAAUGGGAAGGAGUUCAAGUGCCCUCAGUGCCAAGAAAUUUCAAAAUGUAAAUCGGAUCACAAAAAACAUAUGCUAAAGCAUGACAAACCAUUCAAGUGUGAUAUCCCAAGAUGCAGACGAGGCAACAAAGGCUUCACCACUGUGAAUGAUCUAAAUAGGCACAAAAAGAGUGUUCAUGGAAUCGGUGCAUUGCAGAAUUCCUAUCGAUGCGCCUCCGAAACCUGCAGGAACAAGGAGAAGAUUUGGCCACGCCUCGACAACUUCAAGCAGCAUAUUCACCGAAUGCACAGUGAAGAGGAUGAAACAGACCUCAUCCGAAGGUCUGUAUUCCAUACACAACAAUCAACGCCGGCUGCCGAAACCCCAUCGGUAGCGCCAAUGGAUACCACCCUAGCCGGAAUAGCCCCCGAGCGGCAGUUUUCUAGUAAUGGGUUCGAUGAUCCUAUCUCCGGGAUGACUUUAACCCCAGACCAGGCUCCUACUUCUUGGUCUUCAUUUGAGCCGAGUUCAUCACAAGACUUUGCUAUUGACGUUGAUCAAUCAAAUCCAAAUAUUUAUGACCAAGGCCCUCAAAAGACUAAUAUGCCAAUUAAUCCUGGAUAUAAACCCGCUGCCCAAGCCCGGACAGCCGUAUAUGACAUGAACGCGAUCUCACUACCUCCAGGCACAAUGCGUCGUAAUAGCUCACUCCGACUAGACGCGCUUGCUACAGUUGCCUCUUCACAGUCUUCCCCUGAAAAGCCAGUCCCACAGCCUACUCCCCAGUUAUCCAAGGAGCCACAGACCAAGGCAGAACAGCAGAAACAGGCGCUUCAGAAGUUCUCCAAAAUAAUAGUCAGGGACAUACAGAGUUCUUCUAGCUCUGAACCGGUGGAUUUAGAGGAAGUUGUUUUGCGUGUCCUUUCUCGGCUGGGCAAGAAAGAUGCCACCUCUUCGUCUUUACCAUCCUCUAGUCAAAAUGCAACCAGUGGGUCUUCAUCUAGCCAGAAUGUGUCUAUGGAUACGGAUCCGAACACAUUGACGAAGACCGAGGCGUUAAAAGCCUCGCAGGCUAUUUCCAAAAUAAUCAAGCAAAGCGGAAAGAGACCGAUUGGAAUUAGCAGCCGCCCAAGGACUUCCUCGAGUAACAUGAAGGCAUGUGAGCAUUGCGAUGUCACCUUGGCCCGGUCUUGCGAUAUGAGAAAACAUAUGAAACGUCAUACGAAGCCAUAUGGCUGCACAUAUCCCAGAUGCCACAAGCGCUUCGGCGCAAAGUCCGACUGGAAGCGCCACGAAAACAGCCAACACUUCCAACUCGAAUCUUACUGGUGCCAGCUCCUCUCCCUCGCCUCGCAAACCCCCUGCGGCGAGCUCUUCUACCGUGCCGAUCUUUUCAAAAACCACCUCCAGAAAGAACAUAAGAAGACGGACGAAGGUGAGAUCGAGCUGGAGACUAAGAACCGGCGUAUUGGUAGAAACGGUCAGGGGCAGUUCUUUUGUGGGUUUUGUGUGAAAAUCGUCAAGCUAACGCAAAAACGGAAUGCUGCCUGGGACGAGCGUUUCAACCAUAUCGACGAACACUUUAAGGCAGGAAAGAGGAUUGAGGAGUGGCAUUGUAUUGAAGCGAAGAAGACGAAGGGAAAGGUGCUCAAAGAAAUGAAUAAGAUGGUGUUUGAAGAGGAGGAUACGGAGCCUGAGAUAAGCCUGACGAACGAAUCGUCAGAUGAGGGUCAGAUGAUCCUGAAUCAAGAACCAUCGCAAUGCCAAUCGCAGCCUCAGACCCAACAUUCGCCAAUAGCUUCAAGCCCUCCUAGUUCUGGGCAAAAAAAGAGACCAGCGGAGGCAGAUACCCACGAGAAAGCUCCCCCACAGAAGCGUGAACGGAGACAGGGAAGACAAGAGUUAAUGUGGUAUUGCUGCCAGUGCAAACAAGGGCCCCGCACCUAUCGGAAUCAUGUCGUCUGCAUAGAAUGCGAUCACCAAGCCUGUAAAUCGUGCGAGUGGUUUCCAAAUAGGGAAAAUCUAGCUAAUUAAAUAUUGGCAAAUGCUAAUAUUUGCAGUUGCAGG
Molecule: messenger RNA, 2846 nt
Organism: Lindgomyces ingoldianus
Lineage: Eukaryota; Fungi; Ascomycota; Dothideomycetes; Pleosporales; Lindgomycetaceae
Exons: 6
Coding region: 123-2813 (896 amino acids)
Biological process (GO): regulation of transcription by RNA polymerase II
Cellular component (GO): nucleus
Molecular function (GO): RNA polymerase II transcription regulatory region sequence-specific DNA binding; DNA-binding transcription factor activity, RNA polymerase II-specific
Source: RefSeq, a predicted model, not a curated record